ACUUUCAUAAUGGUAUGGUCAGUUAUUGAUGUGUUUAAAGUGGCGAUUUAUUUGCUUUGACCAGGAAUAUUGAGUCAUAUGUAUUAAAAAUUAAAAAUGAAUAUAGAGUAAAAUAAAAACGGAUUUUUUUUGUGAAUCAGGACAGGAUCUAAUAUAAUUACCACUCUCUUGGUCCCGGGCAGCAACCUCGUUAAUCAUGGAGAAGAAGUGGAAACUUGUGCUUAUUAUCAUUGUGGUGAUUUUGGUAUUUCUGACGAUCGGUUCACGCAUGCUGUCCGUUCAGGAAUCAACAUUAAGUGAACCUAUUCCAGCUGAAUCUACACAUUCACAAUAUCAGAGACCUAGUCAUGAAGAGGUCAAAGCUGUUUUCAAACAAGGUACAAAAGAGAAAAUAUCUACUGCGGCUAGAUUAAUACACAAAGCUAAUAAACAUGUCCGAGGGUCAAAAACAUCCGGUUAUCUUAAGGACGCAUUAUAUGUGAUGAAACUUAUUAUGAAAGAGAUGGCUAUUGACGAAAAAGCUUUAUUUGAAAGGUCUAGUGUAAAAUCUAAAAGUGUUUGCCCAGAAUCUUAUAUGGGCGGUGCAUUUGGUUUCCCGUUGUAUUACAAAGGGUUUGAGGUUGACAAAUGUAACUAUAAUUUGCCGUUAAAUAAGCUUGUAACAGUGAUAAAAUAUAUUGACAUAAAACAGAAUGAAUUGAAAUCUGCAUCCGAUGAAUUGGAAAAAUUCGUCGCCUCGGUGUAUAAAACCAUAAAUAGUAUACAGACUUUGAUUGCUAUUAAUUCCGGAAGUGGUUCAAUUAAUUUGAAAGACAAAUACCCGCAUGUUAGUUUAUUACAAUCAAAGUAUAAAAACGAGGGAUUUGCUCUCAACAGUUUAGCUAAGCAAGUAAAAACACCUUAUGUUCUAAUUGCAAGGGGUGUAGAAUUCUUUACCAAUGAUUCUAGAUUAGAAAGGAUGGUCCGAGAACUAGAAAGCUUGAAUGUCGUCGCAGUAGGAGGGGCCUUUCGUUAUCCAAAUGGACAUUGGCAUAAAGGUUGCUAUCAGUUGAUGUAUAGAAACUACACUUUAAAGUAUAUUUCUGGAUACGACGAAUCGUUCCACGAGUGCCUGUUCUGUGAUUAUAUACAAGGACCUUUCUUAACUACUUCUAAAUAUUUGAAAAGUAAUGUAUUCGGUGAUUAUAAUGAAAACAAUGGGCUGUAUGAAGACUGGUUUCUUAAGAUUUUCAAAAAGAGAGAAGAAACAGUGGUAUGUCCUGAUUCAAUGUUUCAUAUGCGAAGCCAAGAUGGCGUGAAAUCUGAUCCCAUGACCGGCUUUUUGCAGAAGUGGGACUUGUUUAAAAUGGUUACAGCGGAAGGAAGAACACUAGUUAGAGAUUGUAGAAAUCAGAGAAUUCAAGGUAGAAAGUCACUUGCAUUAUCACCAUGUGCUUUGAGAUCAAACAACGAAGCUGUAAAAACUGUCAUGCGGAAAUGCGCAGAAGUUGGAAUAACUUGUGAAUUACAGGAGGGCACGGCGCUUGGAGCAGCCAAGUUCGGAAGAUCUCUGCCUUGGGAAUUAGAUUAUGAUAUAAGGUUUUCGUUUGAAAGUUGUUCCAAAUGCAAACAAUUAGAGCAAGCAUUUACAAAAGCAAAUAUAAAAUUUGCCACUUUUGCAUCAGAUUGUUGUACUAAAAAGCUUAAGUUAGGGGAUAGAAUAAAUUACAAAGUAACAGUAAAUGGAUACAAGGGUGAUUUUACAGGUCAUCCCCUAUUGGGAAGUGAUGACCCUGUCAGGGAUGGUUUAGAAUCUACAAAAGUGCUCUAUGACGGACAAUGGGUAAAUUUUGCUCGGAAUCCAGGACUAUUUGUGCGAAACAGAUAUGGUAAAGAAAUGUACCGCCAUGCUGAGCACUGGAUGUUUAGUGGUGUUAAAGGGGCUCAUCACAGGUUUGACUAUCCAACAAAUAUAUUCCAACGUUGUACUUCACCAGGUGCUCACAACUGCUUGGAUAGGUUCAAUGCUGAUGGAAAUUUACAAUUUACAGAAUUACUCCCAUAGCGAAACACAAAUAAACUUACAUGUAGUAUAGAAUCUUUUUGUUAUUUUAGUUUGUAGAUAUAUUACUUAUGAACAUGUUAUUGAAAGUUAAGUACCACUUUGUUUUUCGUAUAUUAAAAAAGAAACAAACUAGCGACUAAAUGAGUUAAACGUAAAUAAAAAUCUUAUUAACUCCCCCUGCUUAUUUUGGAAUUUUGGUUAUACCUUUGAGCAAAACUAAAUAAUGAUUACAAUGUAGGUUAGCACAAUUUAUUCCAAAUAUCCAUGUUCUUUAACCAAGACUUAAAGUGUUAACGUGAUACUAUUAAUACAAAAAAUUAAACUAAAUCUGAUGCUCAAGGCAAUUUUUUAAAGUAUAUCUCCAAGGCUUCGCAGGGAUAAAUUUUAUGCAAUUUACUAGUAAGGAAAAUUCUAUAUUUGUUUCUUACGAAGUAUUUAUUACAUUUCUUUUAAGCACAUGCCGAUAGAACACUCUUUCGUUAAGUUUCGGUCGCCAUGUUUCACCCUCUUGUUAAUCAUUGUUAAACGUUAAUGAAAUUUCUAAUGGAUAAUUGGAAUUAAAUGUACUUACCCCACAUGCAAUCGUUUGCUAGUUUUACUGAAAGUUAUCACAUUAAUUCUAAAAUAUUCGAUGCGGUUUAUAAGUUUUGUUCAGUGUAUUUUGCUUAGGUAGGGACUAAGAUCUAUUAAUGAUAAAAGAUUUGUGCACGUAUGGAUUGAAUAAAAAAUAAAACAAAAAUAAAAUUGCUGUACUUCACGCAAAUUGUGUUUGUGAUUUGUGUCUAUAAAAGAAAUAUAUAACGAUCUACGGGUAUUAUAAUCAAAUACCUCGAGGUCGAUUAAAAGCGAACAAAAUAUUGAAAAAUAAUAGGAUCGCAUAAUGUUAAUUCAAAUUCAGUAAAUAAUGAAAAAAAAAUGAAAUAAAUAAGGGCACAAACAAGAAUAUAUAAGGGUAUUUAAAGACAGGUACUGAGAUUUGUUUUGGGUGUUAUUCUGUCAAAUAAAUGUGGUACUCAAGCUACAUAAUAACAUUAAUUGUUUUAGGCUGACUGAGGGUUUCAAUUUUACAUAUAUUGUUAUGUCAAAAUAUCAUGCUUUGGUUACUCGAUUGACUGUCAUCUUAUGUCAGAGAACAUAGCUAUUUCGUUCCAUAUAAAUUCAACCAUGUGCCAUGUAAUUUUGUCAUACACCAAAUGACAUGCAUUUAUGUAAUUUUGUCAAACAAUCGGGAAAUCGACUUAUUCUGCCAAUAAUCAAUGAAACAUGCUAUUUUGUUAAAUAAAUGUUCAAUAAAACAAGUUAUGUUGUCAAACGCUGAAUUAAUCAUAUAAUUUCACAAUAAUCUGAUAAGACGACAUAUUCCGUGGAUGCGUAGAG
Molecule: messenger RNA, 3421 nt
Organism: Ruditapes philippinarum (Manila clam)
Lineage: Eukaryota; Metazoa; Mollusca; Bivalvia; Venerida; Veneridae
Exons: 3
Coding region: 197-2044 (615 amino acids)
Biological process (GO): protein O-linked glycosylation via mannose
Cellular component (GO): Golgi apparatus
Source: RefSeq, a predicted model, not a curated record